Messenger RNA from Pyrgilauda ruficollis (rufous-necked snowfinch), 1661 nucleotides. It is a transcript of the gene ADORA2B, whose product is annotated as adenosine A2b receptor. The coding region runs from base 298 to 1344 and encodes 348 amino acids. Gene Ontology annotation, cellular component: membrane. The transcript is spliced from 2 exons. NCBI's taxonomy places the organism in Eukaryota, Metazoa, Chordata, Aves, Passeriformes, Passeridae. Gene Ontology annotation, biological process: adenylate cyclase-activating G protein-coupled receptor signaling pathway; vasodilation; G protein-coupled adenosine receptor signaling pathway. Gene Ontology annotation, molecular function: G protein-coupled adenosine receptor activity. The record is from RefSeq and is a predicted model, not a curated record.
UUUUCCGCGGGGAGCGGGCGGCAGCGGCGGAGCAUCCCCGGGCGGAGCAUCCCGGGCGGAGCAGCCCCGGUCGGGCCGGCCCCGAUGGCCCCGCGGGUGGCGGCGGGCGGGCGCUGAGCGGGACCCGCGGAUGCCGGGCGGGGGCCGGGCGGUGCGGGCAGCGGGGGGCCGCGACCCGGGGCUCGCCGCGCCCCUCCGGCCCCCCAGGGCCGCGGGGAGCCCGGCCAUGGGCGUUCGGCUGCCCCGUGGCGUGUUGGUACCUGCGGGAGGGCGCCCCGUGGAAAGUCCCUUCUUCCCAUGAGCAGCGCCUGCUCCCGGCGCGGGGCGCUCGCCAUGGACACUAUGAAAACCACCUACAUCGUGCUGGAGCUCAUCAUCGCCGUGCUCUCCAUCGCUGGCAACGUGCUGGUCUGCUGGGCUGUGGCCAUCAACAGCACCUUGAAGAACGCCACCAACUAUUUCUUGGUGUCGCUGGCCGUGGCCGAUAUCGCCGUGGGAUUGUUGGCCAUUCCUUUCGCCAUCACCAUCAGCAUCGGCUUCCAGGUGGAUUUUCACAGCUGCCUCUUCUUCGCCUGUUUCGUGCUGGUGCUGACCCAAAGCUCCAUUUUCAGCCUGCUGGCCGUGGCCAUCGACAGGUACCUGGCUAUUAAGAUCCCACUGAGGUACAACAGCCUGGUGACGGGCAAGCGGGCGAGGGGACUCAUCGCAGUGCUGUGGCUCCUGUCCUUUGGGAUUGGACUGACCCCUCUGAUGGGCUGGAACAAAGCCAUGAGUGGCUGUCCCAACGCCACCAACGAGACAGGGACAGAGCCCCACGGCUGCUUCAUCUCGUGCCUCUUUGAGAACGUGGUGACCAUGAGCUACAUGGUCUACUUCAACUUCUUUGGCUGCGUGCUGCUCCCGCUCCUCAUCAUGCUGGGGAUCUACAUCAAGAUAUUCAUGGUGGCCUGCAAGCAGCUGCACCAGAUCGAGCUGAUGGGCAACUCCAGGACCACCCUGCAGAAGGAGGUCCAUGCAGCCAAGUCUUUGGCCAUCAUCGUGGGGCUUUUUGCCUUCUGCUGGCUGCCCCUGCACAUCUUGAACUGCAUCACGCACUUCCACGAGGACUUCUCCAGAUCCAAGCCCGAGUGGGUGAUGUACGUGGCCAUCAUCCUGUCCCACGCCAACUCCGUCAUCAACCCCAUCAUCUACGCCUACAGGAUCCGGGAUUUCCGCUGCACCUUCCGCAAGAUCCUCUCCAAGAUCCUCUGCAAGGCCGACGAGUUCCCCAAGUGUCCCUCUGAGCACAACCAGCACCUGACUGUCAUCAACAUCAGCUCCCCCGCGGCCUCGGUCACCGUGUGACCCAGCCCUGCUGCCCCGCUCCAGCCCGGCCCUGGCACUGCCCCUCGGGGUGCCAGCAGUGCCAGGAGUGCUCCGACAUGAGCACGAUGCACUCGUGCAGCUGUGGUUUUAUUUUUAUUUUUGUAAUGAACGUGGUGCCUGGCAGAGGAGUGACCUGAGCGGGGACACCGAGCGCCCUCCUGCAGCCCCAGGGGGUGUGAGAGCUGUGAUCCUGUUGUGUUUCCUUUCCAGGUGUUUCCCUUCCAGGUUGGACACUGACUGGGGAAGACUCACCUGCUGGGGGGGUGUUUCCCCAAUUGUGCUGCUCAUGUCAAGUC